UCCCGACGAGCGGCCGUUGGCUUAUGACGCCCAACUCGCGCGCUGAAACUUCCGCCGCGGGCGCCGAGGGCUAAGUUCUGUGCGGGCCUGAGAAGCCGGUCAGGUGGAGACGCUGCAGGGCUAUUGCCAGACUCCGAACUGGGUUCUUCCGGCGGGAUUUGGAGCCCCGGCCCUCUCGGCUACUGCGGUCGUGCUCUGCUGUGGGACGGAACUUAGGGCGCCUUUGGAGGCGGACGGAGCUGGUUUCGGGACCUAGGCACUCUGGGGGCAUUGAGCAUGGCUGCUGGUCCGGGCUCCCAGGAGCCGGAAGGGCUCCUGAUAGUGAAACUGGAGGAGGACAGCACCUGGAGCCAGGAGGUACCCCCGCCGGACCCAGACUCCAGCCCGGAGGCCUCCCACCUGCGUUUUCGACGGUUCCGCUUUCAGGAGGCCUCUGGUCCCCGAGAGGCCCUUAGCCAGCUGCAGGAGCUUUGCCAUGGGUGGCUGCGGCCGGAGUUGCGCACCAAGGAGCAGAUACUGGAGCUGUUGGUGCUGGAGCAGUUCCUGACUAUCCUUCCCCAAGAGAUUCAGAGCAGGGUGCAGGAGUUGCGCCCGGAGAGUGGCGAAGAAGCAGUAACCCUUGUGGAGCGUAUGCAGAGAGAACUUGGGAAACUGAGGCAACAGGUCACAAACCAAGGGCGGGGAGCAGAAGUACUUUUGGAGGAGCCUUUGCCACUGGAGACAGCAGGAGAGUCACCGAGCUUCAAGCUGGAGCCAAUGGAGACUGAGCGAAGCCCUGGCCCCAGGCUGCAGGAGCUGCUAGACCCCAGCCCCCAAAGGGACCCCCAGGCUGUAAAGGAGAGGGCAUUAUCUGCUCCCUGGCUCUCUCUCUUUCCUCCUGAAGGGAAUAUGGAAGAUAAGGAUAUGACUGGGUCCCAGUUGCCCGAGAACUUCGAAGACAUGGCAAUGUAUAUCUCUCAGGAGUGGGGCCAUCAGGAUCCUAGUAAGAGAGCUCUCUCAAGGGAUAUGGUGCAAGAUAGUUAUGAGAAUGUGGGCACACUAGAGUCUUGCAUUCCCGGUCAGGAGGUCUUGAGCACCCAGGCGGAACAAGAAGGGAAACCGUGGGACCCCAGUGUGCCGAGCUACAAGGGAGAUGGGAGCCCCAGAGAACCAGUUCCAGGGGUAGAAAAGUUUGAGAACCCAGAAAGAAGUGUUGAGUCUGUGUCUCCUGAAAGUACCCAUCCUCCAGUACUGCUGCCUGGCCAGGCCAGAAGGGAGAUGCCCUGGAGUCCUGAGCAGGGAAGAGCUGAUAACAGAGAAGAAGGACACUGGGACUGUCCCCCCGAGGACACAGUAGAGGAGUCCUUGGUGGGAACCACAGGUUGUAGAGGACUGGCCCGACCAAAGGGACAGCCCAAGAAGCUUCAUCUGUGCCCCUUAUGUGGCAAGAACUUUUCUAAUCACUCAAACGUCAUCAGGCACCAGAGGAUACAUGCAGCAGAAAAACUGUGUAUGGAUGGAGAGUGUGGGGAAGUCUUUGGUGGGCACCCACAUUUUCUGUCACUGCAUAGAACACAUGUUGGGGAGGAAGCUCAUAAGUGCCUUGAAUGUGGGAAAUGCUUCAGUCAAAAUACCCACCUCACCCGCCAUCAGCGCACCCACACAGGUGAAAAGCCCUAUCAGUGCAGUGUCUGUGGGAAAAGCUUCUCCUGUAACUCCAACCUCCACAGACACCAGAGGACCCACACUGGGGAGAAGCCUUACAAGUGCCCAGAGUGUGGGGAGAUCUUUGCUCACAGCUCCAACCUGCUUCGGCACCAGAGGAUCCACACUGGAGAGAGGCCCUACCGGUGUAGUGAGUGCGGAAAAAGUUUCUCUCGAAGCUCACAUCUUGUCAUUCAUGAAAGAACCCAUGAGAAAGAGCGACUUGACCCUCUCCCUGAGUGUGGACAGGGAGUGAAUGGUGGUGCCCCCCUUCUUACACACCGUGGAGCCCACAGAGUGGAGAAGAGACUCUUUGAAUGUUCAACUUGUGGGAAAAGUUUCCGGCAGGGCAUGCACCUUACCAGACACCAGAGAACACACACAGGAGAAAAACCAUAUAAGUGUAACCUUUGUGGGGAAAACUUCUCUCAUAGAUCUAACUUAAUCAGGCACCAGAGAAUUCACACAGGAGAAAAACCCUAUACCUGUCAUGAGUGUGGAGACAGUUUCUCUCACAGUUCCAACCGGAUUCGUCACCUGAGAACCCAUACAGGAGAAAGACCAUAUAAAUGUUCUGAAUGUGGAGAAAGCUUCUCUCGGAGCUCACGCCUUACAAGUCAUCAGGGAACUCACACUGGUUAGAAACAAUGGGGUUUCUUUUUGCCCUAGUUUUGGCAGAAAGUUAUCUUAUCCAGAGCUGGUAUUCUCUGCCCAUGUGGUGUAUUUUGCUGGUAAUUAAUAUAAAGAAAUUGGAACUUAUUUUAAGGGAGGUGCAGAGGUGAAGAACUAGCUUAAACCUCAAGUUUCCAGAAGUAAGAAUUGAAGUUCUUGGAGGUAACCUGCUCAGGGCCACUUAUCUAUGAAGUUCAUCCUGCCUUCAGGUGCACCCACAUUCUUUAUUUUGACUAAGGUAUGGUUUGGGUGCUGUACUGAUUCUAGUAUUCCAACAGUUUUGGGAAUACAAGUGACUUCAAUUCCCUCCUUAUUUGUGACAUUUAGCAGGAGAGUUUGGGCUCCUGAGGCCCUUGAGACCAAAGAAGGGCUAGGUCUCCUGGGAGACCAGUUGAAGGUCAACAUGACUGAUUUUAAGUUGCAUCUUUUUGCAAGGCCCUGGCUGGGAAGUCCCGGACAGUCUAAUUCUAACACUACAGUACCUACUCCUCUGAGUAGUUUGGCAGGAGUGCUCAUUAUCAUAUAAGAUGACCUCAGAAAAAAAGGGACUAGAGACAUAGGAAGUCAUAAGAUAGAAUCUGCAGGUGAGCCCAGCAGUUAACAGAUUAAAUGGAUAUGUGGUUGCAGUCUACCUUUCUGGAGAUUGAGACUUUCUUCCACCUGUUAAAAAGGUGCAUAGCGCUCUAGAGACGUGUUUCUAGAAGGUUCCAUGAUUCCUCAGAAACAAAAACAGAUCCUAAAGAAAUUAGGAAUUAUGUCUUUCCCUGUUGAAAAUGUUUGAAAGGUUUAUAAUAAAUGUCUCCCAGGAAACAUGA
Peromyscus maniculatus bairdii (prairie deer mouse) is the source of this 3170-nucleotide messenger RNA. It is a transcript of the gene Znf263, whose product is annotated as zinc finger protein 263. Gene Ontology annotation, biological process: regulation of transcription by RNA polymerase II; embryo development. Gene Ontology annotation, molecular function: RNA polymerase II cis-regulatory region sequence-specific DNA binding; DNA-binding transcription activator activity, RNA polymerase II-specific. The record is from RefSeq and is a predicted model, not a curated record. Gene Ontology annotation, cellular component: nucleus. Lineage: Eukaryota; Metazoa; Chordata; Mammalia; Rodentia; Cricetidae.